AUGGCUGAUCUGUUCCAGAAAUCAAUAUGGGUAGCAAAGCUGGUUCUGGUUUGUGUAGGGUUUGUCACCAUUCUUAUUUUCUUCAAAGUGGCAUUAUUUCCUUACACAUUCAACCUUCUACUCUCCACUCUGCCUCCUCUCUGGAUCUCUCUACGCUCUUGGCUUUCUCCUCUUUACAUCUAUAUAAUCCUCAACUUCAUCAUCAUCGUCAUUGCAGUUUCUUCCACACAAUCCAAAUCUAAUUCCCUCGAUAAUUUCAAGAACAACGACACUACCAAUCCCUCAUGGCAGGACAUCCAAGAAUAUCAGCAAGAACAAGAAUUGAAUCCCAAUUUCUCCAUGGAUGAAAAAUCCACCGACAACCCAUUGAAGGAAACGUACGAUUCAAGCCAAAACAAGCCGGAAAAUAUCACCGGAGAAGCAGAGGAAGAGGUGGAGGAGACACCGGACACGCUUGAGGACACUUGGAGGCUGAUCAUGGAGGGGAAAGGAAAGACAGCGAAACCAGAGCUUAAGAAGAGUGGCACAUGGGACACGCCGCCGAGGGUGAUGGUCUCGAAGGAUGAGGAGGACGAUGUCGAUGGUGACGAUGGUAAUGAUCCGGUGGCUUGGGCUCGGCGGGAGAUGCGGAAGUCGGACACUUUCAAUGACAGGGUAACAUUGAUAAAGAGAGAAAUUGUUCAGAAGUCCAUGAAUCAUGACGAGUUGACCCAGCGAGUUGAAGCCUUCAUUAACAACUUCAACAAGGAUAUGAGGUUGCAGAGGCAGGAAUCUGAACAGCUUUUCAGGGAGAUCAUUAGCAGAGUGGAUGACUUGAGCGUUCGCCUGCCCAGUUUGACGGGUUUGUUGAAAUUACCAAAUCAAAUAUCUGAUUUGGUGGCCUCUCAUCACUCAUGGAGGGAAAUUUUGGGGACAUUAAGAGUGUGUUUGGAUUGA
Tripterygium wilfordii is the source of this 936-nucleotide messenger RNA. RefSeq lists its product as uncharacterized. The transcript has 2 exons. Bases 1 to 936 code for a protein of 311 amino acids. Lineage: Eukaryota; Viridiplantae; Streptophyta; Magnoliopsida; Celastrales; Celastraceae. The record is from RefSeq and is a predicted model, not a curated record.